CGCGGCAGCAAAAACUGCAGUGGAAGGACAGCCCUUGAUCGACAUGUCGGUGUUCGAGGAGCCAACGCAAACGUUCCACCCGAGUGUGACCAUCGACGACGAUGACGAUGAUGGUGGUGAUGAUGGUGAUGCCGAUACGGGUGUUACGGACGACGAAGGAAAACAGCAGCAGCAGCUCAGGGCCUCGGCUGUUGCUGAUGAAAAGAAUGUACCUUCGCAGUGGCAGCACUCGCACCAGCAACGGUUACUGGUGUUGCAGGGCAUCACAGGCUCUGGGAAAACAACACUGGCCAAACACAUCAUGGACCUGGCCGAGCCAAACACAUGGGAGCGCAUCUGCCAGGACGUACUCGGGUCGCGCGACAAGUGCAUCGCCAUGGCUCGGCGAGCAUUGAAGGCAGGCAAGAGUGUCAUCAUCGAUCGCACAAAUAUGACCAAGCACCAGCGCAAGCCGUGGAUUGAUUUGGCAGACAAGUUCCACAUCCGACCUGAAGCGGUCGUCAUGCAAACAGCAUCUCAUGACUGCGUCGAGCGAGCAUCAAAGCGCCGAGCACACGAAGGCGGCAUUGACGCAGCCAGCGCGGCCCGCAUCAUCAACAUGCAACUUCGCCAGAAAGACGUUGAACAGCCGUCGCGGUUGGAAGGCUUCUGGAAGUUAUAUCCGUGCAACAGCACCCGCAGCGACGCAGAGAAGGUGCUCAAGUCCACUCCACCCGUCAAAGCAAAGACGCAGGCGACACUGCAGAUGCUGUUUGCCAAGGUCGGAGCAUCACAGCAGCAGCCGCACAUGCACGGGCAACGAGUGCAGCACCAACACAAGGCACCAUCUUCUGCAAAGCGGGCCGCUGCUGCCUAUCAUGAAGACAAUGGCCACGGUGGUGUCACUGCCUCGCAGCGACAGCAGCCGUCAGCAAAGAAACCAAAGGUGGUGGAGGCAAGUCCCGAUUUUCCGAGCCCAACAAAGCGGAGCACCGCUGGGCGGCGUAGGCGGCGUGCUCGUCCACGGAAGACCGGCGCAGACACUGGGGUGCCUGUUGGGGAUGUCAUUGACCUUGAUCUGGACAUUGGCGCAGGGGCUCGCGCUGGUGGUGCUGAUCCCACAGAUCUUCGCCAAUCUGUCCAACCAGCAGCGCUACGGCAACAGCAACAGCAGCAGCAGCAGCAGCAGCAGCAACAACAACACCAACAGCAGCAGCAAGAGCAACAUGGUACGACAACGGCAAUAUCCACACCCACCACGGGCACCACCUCGCGAACGGGCGUGCAGGCGAGUGGCGAAAGCAACACUGUCGCCACGCCAUCACCGGGUUUGCUCAUGAUGGACAUCUCGCAGGACAGCAUGGCAACGCCAGCACAGCCGUCGCAUCACAAUGCAAGCCACGAGCCAGGUGCGCAGCCAUCAUCGUCGUCAUCAGGGUCAUCAGGCUCCGUAACUCGCUCGAUGAGCUUCAACUUCGACCGGCAGAGACGCACGCGUCGGCAGCGGAGGCAGCAGAACAAUGGUGUAUCCGCCGACGACGACGUGAGGAAUGAGCGCGCACCGUGGCGUCAGCGAUCGGUGAUUCAAGCGACACCGAGCAUCCCCGUGCUGCAGGACAGCUUUGCCGACCACACGCUUGACUUUGACAACAGCAGCCAGGACUUGGGGGCAGGCGAUCACAGCAGUGCUGACGUUGCGCCUGCCACCCGUGUUGAGGGCAGUCGUGCUGGUCCUGAGAACCGGCACCGUCAUCAAGACACGACAGCUGGUGGUCACGCUAGCUCGGGUGGGGUGGACUUGUUUGAUGCGCAACAGACUCAGUUUGUUUAUGAGGCCGAGACAGUGGAUGCGGGGGCACUGGGGCACAGCAAUGACACAGACACGAGUGGAGGCAACACAAAGCCGCCCCGCACUGAAAGCGACGAUGUGAUUGUGCUUGACGACGACGGUGACGUCAAUGAUGACCAACAACAACAACAACAACAACAACAACAACAACAACAACAACAACAACAACAACAACAACAACAACAACAACAACAACAACAACAACAACAGCAGCAGCAACAGCAGCAGCAGCAGCAGCAACACGAUGAAGGCGGUAUGGCCCGAGCACCCAGCGAACCAUGGUAUCGGAAGAGCGGGGGACAGCCUGCGUCCAUGUUCUCAAGCCCGCGUCACGCAUCGUCCACAUCAACGACAGCCUCGCGUGGCCAUGGGGCAAUUGGGGCACUUGCCAAGGAGGAUUCGGUGUUCUUCCGCGAAACACUUGUGGCUGAUGAUGUUGUCGAUGCGUCUUCAGGCGACGAGCGUCCUGUCGAGACAAAGGCACGGGAUAGUCACAACCACCCUGGCGAUCGAGGCCACCAGCAGCGACCAUCGACAGAUAUGGAUGACCUUGGAUCUGUUCUUGCCCAUGCAACACCGGGCAGCACAGACACGUCGGCGUCCCCGCUGACGAGCGUUCCUGAAACCAUUCUCGGCCCGAUUGACAACGACGCGGGCUCCCCGCCACACCCACGCAGUCAACAACAACAACAACAACAACAACAACAACAACAACAACAACAACAACAACAACAACAACAACAACAACAACAACAACAACAACAACAACAACAACAACAACAACAACAACAACAACAACAACAACAACAUACGGGGACGCGGAGGUCGGCCCGUCUUGGCUCGGUACCUCCGCCGCCGCUUCUGCGACAGGACCAGAGGAAGUCAGCUCCAACACAACAACAACAGCAGCAACAACAACAACAGCAGCAGCAACAGCAGCAGCGUGGUCGGAAGGCGGGUGAUCAUGGACAACACCAACAGAAGUCGCCACAAGCAACAACAGCGAAGACGGCAUCCUCCUCAUCCUCGUCAUCAUCACACGGUGCAAAGGCUCAUACACCAGCUGGCAAAUCAACGUCGCCAAAGUCUGUCGGAAGAGAUGCCGACCCGAUGCACACGCGUGCGGACCAGGCAGGACUUGCUCGUUCGCCGCACUCCGACAACGCUGUCGAACUGAUAUUGUGGACGAUUCCAGCACCUGGAACGCCGUUGCUUGCUCAGAUGAGCAGUGCGCUGCACAGCAGCAGGGACGUAUUUGGGCGCAACGCCGCGCACGAUUACGGCUUCAUCCACUGCACCGCGACUGGGUUCUUCACGUGCGAUCGGCGCCAGAUUCCUGCACUGACGGCGUGUAUCGAUGACAUCGUUCAGGCAGGCAUCGCCUCUGGGGAGCGCACGACGGCAGACUGCCUGCAGUGGAUGUGCAGUGCCGCAUUCAUCGGCAUCAAAGUGUCGUUCCCCUUUGGCCAGAAGGUAGCACAGGCCUUUAAGGUGAAAGUUCAGGAGCAGUUCAAAUACCACAAUCGCCCUGUGAACGUGCGCGUCAAGCGUUCCGAUCACAUCACCCUCGCCCACAAGUUUCCUUCCCAGCAAAAGGCGGCUCUUGAGGCGCACUUAAAGUCGCACGUGACACACGCGCUCCCCGUCACUGUUCCUGUUCGCCUGUGUCUGUUUGAACGCCAGCAGCAACAGCAACAGCAACAGCAACAGGGCGGCACGCAACCGUUUCAGAUGAUCGAGCUCCGAUCCUGGCCUCUCCCACCUUCAUCCUAGCCAUCCCGUCCGCAUGCACACGGCUGCUCGUGGUUCAUUCUGACCACGUCAGCCAUCCGUUAAGCUUGUUCGGUGCAUGAUGGUCGCACUUUCUCUGCCACCCUGUUAGAAACAACUUCUAGAUGAAACCGUUCAUGUACCACACGCGAUGAUGUGUGCGUUCGUUUUCAAUGGCA
This is a messenger RNA of Salpingoeca rosetta, 3777 nucleotides long. RefSeq lists its product as uncharacterized. The record is from RefSeq and is a predicted model, not a curated record. NCBI's taxonomy places the organism in Eukaryota, Choanoflagellata, Craspedida, Salpingoecidae. The transcript has 10 exons. The coding region runs from base 44 to 3601 and encodes 1185 amino acids. Gene Ontology annotation, biological process: DNA repair. Gene Ontology annotation, molecular function: polynucleotide 3'-phosphatase activity; ATP-dependent polydeoxyribonucleotide 5'-hydroxyl-kinase activity; double-stranded DNA binding.